AGUUUCCUUCCCCGACUUCAACAAGGCGGCGCAGCUACACGUGAUUACAUGCGCCUCCAUCGUCACACAGAUACACAAACAAAUGCAUUCGCCAACACCAAGUUUGUCAAGUCCGCUUGCUGAUCUCUUUCUCUCUCCUUCUCCACCUUUUUUUUUUCUUCGAAUCGUGCUUUCAGCACUUAUUUUUUCCUUCCUUCCUCCGCUGCUUAUCCUUCGCUCUUGUUCUUCUGUGGACGACUGACUUGGCUGCUUUGGCUCGCAGGUCUCAUUUUGAGGCUCUUCGCAAUAGCCCCCCCCCUCCCCCGUCUCAUCUCAAUCGUUGUUCCUCCCCCCACCCCCUGUCACCGGUAUACCCUGAAGCUUAAAACAAAGCGCCACCGCUUAACGAAAAGAGAAGAGCGACGCAAACCACACAAGAACACCAGAGCAGCAGCCGCAGCAGAAAUACAUGAGCAGCUCCAUUCCCCUCACGAAGGCGUCAGCGGACAGAGAGGAAGAGUCCCUCUCGCAGCCUUCCCUCUCACCGACGACCACAACACCGCGUCACCACCGUCACCGCCACCACCACCAUACUCCGCUCGCAUCCGCUGACACCAACUUGAACAACGAUGCAAACCAAUCUAAUGCUAAUAACGCAGAUCAGAACCCACUCAUCGGCGACAACGACGGCAGCCCCGCCGCCUCUAGUCGCUCGCGCACACGACGCAGUCGUCGUCCGCACGCGGCGAGUCGUGUCGACGCGGCAUUUGGUCUUCUCGGCGAUGACGCCCGCGACGGGCUCGCCAUUUGCUGCGACGGCGUCAGCGUGCAGCGGAGCCACCGCGACGUCAUCGACGAGGCGUUCUGCCUCUUCCGCGGUGGCCGGGUGACGGCGCUGGUAAACUGCUGCGGCACGCACAGCGCACUGGCGUUGCUCACCGCCGUGGCCGGCCGGGUAGACUGCGCGGCGGGCAACAUCGUGAUGAACGGCGUACCAGUCUCCGCGUCGGCCUACCAGGCGCAGAUGAGCUUUGUAGAAGGGAAGAACGCGGUGGCAGACGACGACGACUACGGUGGAGGGGGAGGCGGGGCCACCGGCGACGUAUUAGUAGAGCUCACCGUGCGCGAAAACUUGGAGUACGCGAGCGCGUUGCGUGUGGCAAACUCUGCCCAGGCGUACUCUGUAGAGGAGGUGAUGCAGCAGCUGCUGCUCGAGCCCCACGCGCCGGCACGCGUUCGGGACUGCUCCUUAUACGUCCGCCGCCGUGUCGCGCUGGGCAAGGAGCUGCUGCUCAACCCCUCGGUGCUGCUACUGGAUGAGCCGAUGGACGGCCUGGCGACGCACGAGGCCCAGCAGUUUCUGACCAUUCUGUCGAAGCUCGCCGCACCGUCGGCAGCAGACGCAGAGGCGCGCCACGCCAUCCGGCAGGCCAUGGCGGCUUCUGCUUCAGCAUCCUCCUCUUUGGGAGGCGUCGACGUCAAUGCCGCCGCGAGCAUCACCGAGCCGUCGACGUCCUCUGCACGCGCCUCCGUAUACACACCGCGCCACAGCCGCGUGCACCGGCGCGACAGCAAUGGCGUUGCAUCAUCGUCGUCACCGCCCAGCUCAUUUGUGCCUUUGUCCACGGCCGGCGCGCAGCCCAACCAUACCGCCACAGCAGACGUCAACAGUGCCGCGGAGCAUGAGCUUGGCGCGCCGCUGAUGGAGUCGACGCAGCGGGUGGUGAUCUUGUCGAUGGUGCAGCCACGCUGGGCGCUGCUGCAGUACGUGCAUGACGUGGUGCUGUUAGAGCGCAGUCGGUGCGUCUUUUCGGGGACGGUGCAAGAUAUGCUUUCCGUGAGGCUUCCCAAGGCGGUCUUGCGGCCCCGCAUGUCCGACAAUGUCGAUGACAUCGUGGCGGCUGCAGGGGCGAGGGAGGACAACGACAACGGCGACAACGACGAGAGAAGCGGCGACAAUCGGAAGGUGCGCUCGGCCAGACAAGUUGGUGCUUCGCAGCUGACGGAGGACGCUCCGGCGGACUCGUACGACGCCGUGGCCGCCUCCAUUCACAAAACGCGUCUCAACGAGGAGUUGGUGCACGGGCUUUAUCGACUGGCGGCGACGGCACCCCCCGGCGGGGUGGUGGCCGGCACAGAGUUUCCGUUCUUUGCUGCUUCCUUCACGGACAACCCCGAUGCGCCAGAGCCGCAGGGGAGCAGCCCAACGAGCGGCGGCCGCCAUUCGACCUCCUCCUCCUUCAUCGCCGUGCGUGCAGAUGGAAACGGUACCGCCUCUCUCAGUCAGCUCUACGCCGUGCUGUUUGGCCACGCCCGCGCGCAGGUGACGGCGUACAUGGAGGUGUGCGCGGCGGGACUGCUGUCCCUGCCCGACGCCUCACACCAAGCCCCCUCCGGUGCGAUUCAGCUCCUUCAACUCUUUCGCUUUGGCUUUAUUGAACUUCGCCACAGGCUUCUCGGCGACCUUGUUGCGCUGGCUUUUAUGCUGGCCGCCGCGGCCGCCCUGGCUGCGCUGUACGGCGUUCAGGUCGGUGACCGCGGCAUCCAGAACUGCGCCGGCAUCCUCUUCUUCUUGGUGUGCUGCGUAGUGCUGCAGGCGGUGCUGUCCCUCGACGCCCAGCGACGCGAGUACGCGGCCUUCUGUCGCUACGCCCGCAGCGGCUACUACGCCGCGUGGACGUUUCUCGUCUUCCGCGCCGUGACGGCGGCGCUGUGGCGCUUUGGUCUAGCGUCGUUUGUGGCCCUCGUCGUCUUCGUCUUGUCGAACUUCGGCGAGCCCUGGCGGGAGUACCGCGGCGUCUUCGAGCUUGGCGUCAUCAUGGCGGUGCUGUCGUACUGCUGUUACUUCUUGAUUUGGUUCCUCUGCGCGUGGUGGCCGUCGGACCGUGUUAGCCGCGUGCUGGUGUUUGCGUUUUACACCUUCAACAUCGUGCUGGGGGGUCUUGUGCUGAACUUGACGACGCUGCCGCCAGCAGUGCAGGGCGUGUCUUUCCUGUCGGUGGUGCGGCUGGCCUACGAGUCAUCGAUGCUGACGCACUUUGCGGGGAGGACGUUCGGAUGCAACAAGACCGCCCCCGACGGCAGCAGCAGCAGCGCCGCGGAGGACUUCAAAGAGGCGACCUGGCGCACCCCUCCGCAUCCCGCCGGCGCAGCGGCACGACGGAGGAGCGAUGCGCACCUUUUGGACAAGGGCCGUCAUGGCGCACACUCCGCAGCAGCGCAGGCGGCGCGGCAGGGUGUGCGGUGCUACACCGGCGCCGAGUACGCCGCGUACAUGGGAUUUGAGCCGUCGCACCGGUGGUCGAACGUCGGCAUCCUCGCCGGCCUCUCCGCGGCGCUGCUCCUUGCGAGCUGGAUCUUGAUGGUUCUCUACCGUCCUCGCAGGCGACUGAGGGUAAUUACUUGA
Leptomonas pyrrhocoris is the source of this 3385-nucleotide messenger RNA. RefSeq lists its product as hypothetical. The record is from RefSeq and is a predicted model, not a curated record. Gene Ontology annotation, molecular function: ATP binding; ABC-type transporter activity; ATP hydrolysis activity. The transcript has a single exon. The coding region runs from base 449 to 3385 and encodes 978 amino acids. NCBI's taxonomy places the organism in Eukaryota, Euglenozoa, Kinetoplastea, Trypanosomatida, Trypanosomatidae. Gene Ontology annotation, cellular component: membrane.